Chelonus insularis is the source of this 3910-nucleotide messenger RNA. RefSeq names its product coatomer subunit alpha-like. Gene Ontology annotation, cellular component: COPI vesicle coat. Gene Ontology annotation, molecular function: structural molecule activity; protein binding. The transcript has 4 exons. NCBI's taxonomy places the organism in Eukaryota, Metazoa, Arthropoda, Insecta, Hymenoptera, Braconidae. Gene Ontology annotation, biological process: intracellular protein transport; endoplasmic reticulum to Golgi vesicle-mediated transport; retrograde vesicle-mediated transport, Golgi to endoplasmic reticulum. The coding region runs from base 160 to 3807 and encodes 1215 amino acids. The record is from RefSeq and is a predicted model, not a curated record.
AUCAAAAUUUACUUAACCUAAAAAUAAACUACUGUUAACGCAAUUUCGAGUGACGUGUCUUCGGCUAACAAUUUAUUGCUUCUAAUAAACACAGUUUUAUGAUGUAUAUGAUUGUUUAAAAGUAUUAAAUAUCAAUUGUAAUCAGUCAACACGAAGAAAAUGUUAACAAAUUUCGAAACAAAGUCAGCUCGAGUCAAAGGGCUUUCAUUUCAUCCCAAACGUCCGUGGAUCUUAGCAAGUUUACACAAUGGAUUUAUUCAAUUAUGGGAUUAUCGAAUGUGUACCCUUUUGGAUAAAUUCGACGAACAUGAUGGUCCAGUCCGGGGAAUCUGCUUCCACAAUCAACAACCUCUUUUUGUUUCCGGAGGAGAUGAUUACAAAAUUAAAGUAUGGAAUUACAAACAAAGGAGGUGUAUAUUCACCUUAUUGGGUCAUUUAGAUUACAUUAGAACAACAGUAUUUCACCAUGAGUAUCCUUGGAUUUUGAGUGCCUCAGAUGAUCAAACUAUUAGGAUUUGGAACUGGCAGAGUCGAGCUUGUAUCUGCGUUUUAACUGGCCAUAAUCACUAUGUCAUGUGUGCACAAUUCCAUCCUUCUGAAGAUAUGAUUUUGUCAGCAUCUUUGGAUCAAACUGUGCGAGUUUGGGAUAUUUCUGGAUUGAGAAAGAAAAACGUAUCUCCAGGUCCAGGUGGUCUUGAAGAGCAUUUAAAAAAUCCUGGAACGACAGAUUUAUUUGGGCAAGCUGAUGCUGUUGUCAAACAUGUACUUGAAGGGCAUGAUCGUGGAGUAAACUGGGCAUCUUUUCAUCCAAGUUUACCCUUGAUAGUUUCAGGUGCUGAUGAUCGUCAAAUAAAAAUGUGGAGAAUGAAUGAUAUGAAAGCCUGGGAAGUGGAUACAUGUAGAGGUCAUUACAAUAAUGUCUCUUGUGUCUUAUUUCAUCCACGACAAGAUUUAAUCUUAUCUAAUUCUGAGGAUAAAAGUAUUAGAGUUUGGGACAUGGCUAAAAGAGGAUGUCUUCAAACAUUCCGAAGAGAACAUGAAAGAUUUUGGGUUCUUGCAGCUCAUCCAACAUUGAAUUUAUUUGCUGCUGGGCAUGAUGGAGGAAUGAUAAUAUUUAAAUUAGAACGAGAACGACCAGCUUUUGCUGUUCAUGGUAAUUUACUUUAUUAUGUGAAGGAUAGAUUUUUACGAAAGUUGGAUUUCACUACGUCAAAAGAUGUUUCGGUAAUGCAACUUAGAGGGGGAGGAAAAAUUCCUGCUUACAGUAUGUCAUAUAAUCAAGCAGAGAAUGCAGUUCUCAUUUGUAUGAGAGUUCCAUCUAAUAUUGAAAACAGUACCUAUGAUUUGUACAUGAUUCCAAAGGAUGGUGAUUCAAAUACAACACCAGAAACUAAAAGAGCUUCUGGUGUUACGGCUAUUUGGGUAGCAAGAAAUCGAUUUGCUGUUUUGGAUCGAGGAUAUUCACUGGUUAUCAAAAAUUUGAAGAACGAAGUAACGAAAAAAGUCCAAAUUCCAAAUUGCGAUGAAAUUUUUUAUGCAGGAACGGGAAUGCUUCUCCUUAGAGACUCAGAUCAAGUAAUUCUUUUUGAUGUUCAACAGAAACGUCAGUUAGCAGAAGUUAAAAUUUCAAAAUGCCGUUAUGUUGUGUGGUCCAAUGAUAUGUCCCAUGUAGCAUUAUUAUCAAAGCAUACCGUCAACAUUUGUAAUCGAAAACUUGAAUCUCUUUGUUCAAUUUCUGAAAAUACUCGAGUGAAAUCUGGAGCAUGGGACGAUUCUGGAGUAUUUAUUUAUACUACAAGUAAUCAUAUCAAGUAUGCCAUUAACACAGGAGAUCAUGGAAUUAUUCGGACUCUUGAUCUACCUAUUUACGUGACGAGAGUUAAAGGAAAUCAAGUUUAUUGUCUGGAUCGUGAAUGCCGACCAAGAAUUUUACGGAUCGAUCCAACAGAAUAUAAAUUCAAACUUGCUUUAAUUAACAGAAAAUAUGAAGAAGUUCUUCACAUGGUUGUGAAUGCUAAUUUAGUUGGUCAAUCCAUUAUUGCUUAUCUUCAACAGAAAGGAUAUCCAGAAGUUGCAUUACACUUCGUUAAAGACGAAGAAACUAGAUUUAAUUUAGCUCUAGAGUGUGCCAAUAUUGAAGUAGCUUUAGAGGCUGCAAGAAUAUUAGAUAAAAAAACUUGUUGGGAAAGAUUGGCUCACGCAGCUCUGUUGCAGGGAAAUCACCAAGUGGUAGAAAUGUGCUAUCAGCGCACAAAAAAUUUCGAAAAACUUGCAUUCCUGUAUUUAAUUACAGGAAAUUUAGAUAAAUUAAAAAAAAUGACUAAAAUAGCAGAAAUAAGAAAAGAUGUUUCUGGUCAAUAUCAAGGAAGCCUUCUUCUUGGCGAUAUUUAUGAACGCGCCAAAAUUUUAAAAGAAGCUGGACAAAUUUCUUUGGCCGCAGUUACAUUGAAAAUUCACGGAAUUGCAACCGAAGAUGAUGAAGAACAAGCCAAUUCAGUUGAAGAAGAACUAAAAGAUUUACAGCGUGAUGCAGUCUAUUUUAGACCACCGGUACCUGUACAAAAAGCCGAAAAUAAUUGGCCUUUAUUAACGGUUUCUAAAGGAUUUUUUGAAGGAGUAAUGAACUCUAGAAGGCACAACCAAGUCACGGCGGCUUUAACUGCAGUCCAAUCUGAAGAUGAAACUGGAGCUGAUGGUUGGGCUACUGAUGACGUGCUUGGAAUAGAUGACGAAGAAGGUGUGGAAGGUGGAGAAGGUUUUGCAGAUGCAGAAGACAGUGGUGCUGGAUGGGAUGUUGAAGACGUCGAUCUUCCUCCAGAGUUAGAUACACCAGGUUCGGGUGCUAAAGAGGGCUAUUUUGUCGCUCCAACUAAAGGGCUAUCAGUAACCCAUUAUUGGAUCAACAAUUCUCAGCUUCCGGCAGAUCAUAUUGUAGCUGGAUCGUUUGAUACUGCAUUUAGACUUUUACAUGAUCAAGUUGGAGUAACCAAGUUUGAUGCUUAUGAAACGCAUUUUCUCAAUAUUUUUGCUAGAUCUAGGACCAGUUUUGCAUGCCUUCCAAGCAUUCCUUCUCUUUAUGCUUAUCCACAACGGAAUUGGAAAACUGCAACACUUAAAACUGGUCUUCCUGCUGUUGGAUUACAUUUAACGGAACUUGUGCAACGAUUACAAGUGUGCUAUCAACUGACAACAGGCGGAAAGUUUAUGGAGGCAAUAGAAAAACUUCAAGCAAUUUUAUUAAGUGUUCCUCUACUAAUUGUAGAUACGCGACAGGAUAUAGCAGGCGCUCAACAAUUGAUUCAGAUUUGUCGAGAGUAUAUUUUGGGCUUGAAAAUGGAAACAGAGAGAAAAAAUGCACCUAAAAGUACUUUAGAAGAACAAAAGAGAGUUUGUGAAAUGGCAGCAUACUUUACUCACUGUAAUCUCCAACCUGUCCAUCAAAUUUUAACUCUAAGGACAGCUGUCAAUUUAUUUUUCAAACUUAAAAAUUAUAAAACAACAGCAUCUUUUGCAAGAAGAUUAUUAGAGUUAGGACCAAAACCCGAAGUUGCUCAACAAGUCAGAAAGAUUCUUCAGGCAUGUGACAAGAAUGCAGUCGAUGAACAUGAAAUGAAGUACGAUCAGUAUAAUCCCUUCUCUUUGUGUGCUGCAACUUACACUCCAAUUUACAAAGGGAAGCCAGAAGUCAAGUGUCCUCUAUGCGGAGCAAGUUAUCAUCCGCAGUUUAAGGAUUUAUUAUGUAAAAUUUGUGAAGUUUCCCAAAUUGGAAAGGAGUGUACUGGUUUAAAAAUUAGCGCGAAAGCGUAAAGAAAAAUGGAAAAAAAUUUUUUAUGGCUCAAUUUUUAUAAUAAUAAAAACGAAAUAGCUGUAAAUUAGAAUUAAACAGAAUUUGUAAAUAAUAAUUGUAUAC